Linum trigynum is the source of this 2792-nucleotide messenger RNA. The record is from the annotation of a GenBank genome assembly. NCBI's taxonomy places the organism in Eukaryota, Viridiplantae, Streptophyta, Magnoliopsida, Malpighiales, Linaceae.
CGAUAUGCAUCUAUUGAAAUUACAUGAAUGCAGUUAAUCCGAGCCGUCGCAUAUUCGCUAGUUCUCCGACAAUCCAACGGUGGUGAUUACUUAGGAGUGAUUACUUAUAUCCUAAACCCUCGCCUUCCGAAUCAGACGCAGACCUUUUCGCCGUUGGUCGACACUCCAAAACCUUCGCAUUUCCCUUUCUCGAAGCCGCGACUCUCUCCGCUGCUAGUAAACGACAAUGUCCGACCACCUUCCCGCCGAUCUCAUCACCAGGAUUCUCCUCCGGCUCCCGGUGCCCGCACUUCUCCGCUGCCGCUCCGUCUCCAAACCGUGGCAGGCACUGAUCGACAGCCCAAGGUUCGUCAAGCUCCAAAUCGCACACUUCGCCGCCACCGGCAAAAACGCCAUCCUCUUCAUCACCGAAGUCGACGGCGCCCACGCCGUCUUGGAAUACGACGACGGCCUCCGACGCCGAAUCGCUAUCACCCCUCGUAGCGGCAGAGAUCCAGUCUCGGGACUCGCCGUUUUGGGCUUCUGCAACGGGUUGGUUUGUCUCGCCCAGGACUGGGAAACGGUGCUCAUAUGGAAUCCGGCCACUAGCAACGUUUACCUGAUGCCGUACGCGCUCCUCCUGAAAUCGAUGAAUACCAAAGUGGGAGUUUACAGCUCCCGCGACGGCAGGCCUGAGGUAAUUUUCAGCCACGGGCAUGGAUUCGGGUACGAUUCCGUCUCCGACGACUACAAGGUGGUCCAGAUCAUCCAAACGUUCAAACCCAGAGAGAGCUCUCUCCAAUCUCUUUUGGUUGGUUACGGGGUUGGGUCGAAGUCUUGUUUUGACAAGGAAUUCCCUUACAUCCUGUUUGGUUCACUGCAGAGAGGUGUGUUUGUGGGUGGGGCGAUUCAUUGGACAGUUGGUAGGAACGGGAAGGUCAGGCUCAGUGGUGACAAUCAUCUGACCAGUGAUAUCAUGAUUGUGGGCUUCGAUUUAGCGAGCCAUGAUUUCAGGGAGGUGCCACUGCCAUGGACAGGCCGCAGAGUUGGGGAAUCUUUCAGGGAUGGUGCUUGGCGAGCUGGGGAGGUGUCUGUGCAUCUUUGCCAGUUACGACGGCAAGUGUGUUGAUGUUUGGACGAUGGGAGACUAUGGUGUGGAGGAGUAAUGGAGCUUAUUGUUCUCGGUUCCACAUCCCGGGCUGCGCUUCAGUGACAAGAUCAAUCCUCUGGGAUUCUCUGUGACUGGUCAGGAGGUUCUUCUGCAGGUGGAUGGCAAGAGGCUUGCUUUGUUUAAUAUCUAGUCUAACCCAUAUUAAUUGGCUUGGAUUGGACAAGUACAACCCACAUUUUAUAUCUUUUCUUCCCUCACAUUCUCUCUCAAUUGUCCUUAAAUGUCUUGUUUUCUUGCCCUAAUAAUCUUAUUACCUGUAUUCUUGCCCUAAUACAUAAAUCCACCCAAUUUGUGAGUAGGCAUAAAUAGUUGUUUCUUAUUGUUUGAUGACAAACCAUAAACAAUUACAUACCCAAUUAGAAUAGGUUAAUACCAAAUCAACCCAAUUGGAAUGCUGUCGGCCACGAGGUCGACAGUCACAUUUGUUUAUUCCUCUUUGGAAAUCUCAUGCCUAAACCAUUUGGCCAUACUUUCAACUCUCAUGCAUGCAUUUGCAUGCAAUUUGGCACGACAAGCAAAUCAUGAGGGCAAAUAACAAAUCAAUUUACAUCCAUAAUACUAAUAGCAUCCUCACUAGUUCACAAUUUGGGGUAGUGAACACAAUUAAGCAAAGGCACACAUCUACCUAAACAAACACCAUUUACAAGCAGUCUCAAGGCUAAUUGUAAUAGUAGGUCAUGGAGCAACAAAAAGGUCCUAAACAACAAACACCAUUUCCAACCAAAAGGUCCCUCAAGGACAAAACAAAAGUAGAAACUGAUAACCUGCAGAUUUGAUUAUGCAUGAAGCAAACAUAUUCUGCAUCACCCUCCAUCGAUCCAUGGCUGCUCCCACCUUACAUAAAGAAUCAGCAGCAAUGUCAGUAAUUGUAAUCCUAACGGGUAGAGGAAACAUUCCAUGGCUGCUCCCACCUUACAUAAAGAAUCAGCAGCAAUGUCAGUAAUUGUAAUCCUAACGGGUAGAGGAGACAUAGAAUGGAUAAGGGAAAUGAUCCAUGGAUUAGUUCAGUUCACCUUGGCUGCUGCAUCCGUACCAGUACUUCAGCUUCAUCGUCAUCUUACAGAGAAUAGUAAUCGAUCUGCAGCCAUGGAAACCGGGGAAUCAAAGGAUGGUGAUCUCUUGAGCACCCUUUCCCUUCUCCAUGUCAAGCCAAACAAGCCUUUCCCCAUCCAAAUGCAGCAGAACUUCAUCACCAUUCAUGGACAGCCCUAGAGGCACCAGCGAGAAAUGAUACGACAAGCCCGAAUUCGGAACAGAGAACAGCUUGGUCCAAGAACUCUCCACGCCGUACUCCUUCAUCAUCCACACAUGAACACUACUCUCCCCCAAGUAGUUAGCCAAAAAUGCACAAGCAGUUCCUCAAUUCCCCAAGGCUCAAGAAGUAGCCGCCACCAUUCCCAUCCCCCAUACUCCGCCGGCUGUGGAACUUCCCGGCAUUGAUUCAGCCCCACAUCAUACGCAACAACAACAAACUUAGAGCGCGAGGAAUCCAUUACCGUCCAAUGCAAUGCCCCACCGACGAAAACCCCCCAAUUUCUGAUUAGUGGAAGCAAGCACGUAAGGGAUUUUAAGUACCUGGCGAGGAAUCCAUUACCUCCAUUAAUUCUUCAUCCAUUCCGACAAAGAAAUUGUGUCAAUGUUC